Molecule: messenger RNA, 1737 nt
Organism: Letharia lupina
Lineage: Eukaryota; Fungi; Ascomycota; Lecanoromycetes; Lecanorales; Parmeliaceae
Exons: 4
Coding region: 1-1737 (578 amino acids)
Source: RefSeq, a predicted model, not a curated record
AUGGCAAAUUGUGAUCAACAGCCACAGAGCGAGGGUGUCCCUCCACUCUCGGGAUCUGUGUCUCCUGUCGGGAGGGACACCUAUCCGCCUCUGUCCCAUGGCCAAGACGAAUCCCAGGCAUGGUUGGCUUAUGAUAGGGCAGCGAACUGCUCACCGGCCUCGGCACCACCCGAACCGGUAGAUUGUCUAGCAGGAGAGACACGGUCCAUGGUUAUCGAAGAUACAUUGCCGAGGCACCGUGGACCAUCCUUGAACAAGUUCCAGACGAUAAUGCAAAUGAAAGAGCGGACACGGGCCAAAGCAGACACUAAAACCGAAAGCCACCUUUCGCCAGAGAGCCCAAUGUGGAGAUCGACCUCUUUGCUAUUCGGCCUAGUGGUCUUUGGGUUUAUGCUUGCAUUGGGUCAUCACUCGGUGUUCAACUUCUUGGACGGCAAGCAGGUUUCAUCAGACUCUCAAAACUGGGUAAAUCGCAUAUUAAACGGUGAUGCGUUGAUUGUCAAGACUUGUUGGACUCUGGCGGUCGGUCUGGCCUUUCAACAUACCUUGUGGUACAGUUUCCGGCGACAUCAUAUCAAGAUUCAGUCAAUGGACAAGCUGCUCAAUCUACGAAGCGAUGUUCUAGGAUUCCUAUUCUUCGAUUUUUUUCGAUGCGUCCCAGUCGCCAUGGCGCUUGCGACUAUCACCUGGUUGUCGCCAGCUCUGCCUGUCGUUGUACCUGGAACUUUAUCCGUCGAGGUAAACCAAGAUGGUGUCAAGCAGGUGGACGAACUGCCGCGCAACUGGAACUCGCCUAGUAGCCCUGAUUCCCUUGAGCAAACGUGUCCAAUUUACACAGCUGCCGAGGAUGAUAUCUAUACCUCAGUUUUCUCAAGGAUAUGGAUACAAUACCUGAACAACGAAAGCGUCAGUCCAAUCACAGUCUCAUCGAUGAUUGGUUUCGAACCUGCGCAGGUCAACCAAGCCUGGCGGACAUUGGCGUGCACCUUUCAAAACACGACGUACUCUCUGAACGUAGUUUUCGAAAACGGGAUUCCAUCUAUCAAUACGACGAUAGUUUCAUCCGCUCCAAUGGGUAUCGUCGGUCCUAUUGACCUCACUGGACCCACAGAGGCGCAGUAUCUGGACCCAGCAACAGCACUAUUUUCCAGCCUCGCAGGCAGCAUUUACGGAGAGACUUCGGAGAACUCUCAGACACCCAGAUUAGAUUCUCCAAUCUCUAUUAUUGCUGCAAAUGCACCCACGUGCAACACAACAUGCCGCUCACCUACGGCGGAGAUCCUCUACGAGUACAACCCAGAGUUCCUCUGGCUUAGCUACGGCCUUGGGCUGUUAGCAACCCUCUGCUGUCUCGCUGCAGGCCUAUACGCCCUCCAGCAGAACGGAGUCACAAUGGAAAGUACUUUCAGCGAUAUAGCCGCGGCCACCCGAAACAUAGCGCUUGGUCAAGUCCUCGCCGAUGAAGGCCACACAGUGGCUGCAAGGAAAUCAGAAAGAUACUUGAAACAAAGAGUCAGGUAUGGAGAGCUUGUGAAGGAGUAUGGUGAUGUGAAGAUACGUUGGGAUCAUCGAAGGGCGAGAGAAGGGCAGCUUUUGCAGCGGAAGGAUGGAUACAGUCCGUUGAAAGACAGCAGACAGAACGUCUUCGUCCGACUGUCUUCCGAACUGAAUGAGACGUUCACGGCCAGAUGUUAUAGGAUUCAUCUGCGAAAGUGGCCUGAGUUCGUGCUGAAUUAG